AUGCAUAAACAGAAACGCCUCUUUCCUUUCUCUCUCAUACUCUCUCUCCUCUUCCUCUUUUCACUCUCUCUGAUCCCCGCCACUGCAGCCAAAACUCCACUCCAGUGCAAGUCCACUCUCUACCCAAAAUUCUGCCACUCCAUUCUUUCGGCCUUUCGGCCCUCGCCGUCGGCCCACAAUCCCUACGGCUACGCUAAAUUCUUUGUCAACCAAUGCCUGAAACAUGCGCGGAAAAUAUCCCAACUCAUCCACCUGCAUCAGCGGUGGGAAUCCGGCGACGGGAGAGAAGUUAGGGCAGUGGAGGACUGUCGGGAGCUCUUCAUGCUCAAUGUCGAGUUGCUCGAGUCCAUCGCCGAGGAUCUCCGGUUGGUCGAUGAUCAGUCGAUGACUAGAGAGCGGGUUGACGGGAUCAGGUCCCGGCUCAGCGCCAUCGUGACUAACCACGAGACGUGCUAUGACGGUUUGGGGGAGGCGAAGAGCGGGAUUCUACGGCCGCGGGGGAACGGAAUGGAGGCGGCGGCGUCGUUGGCUGCGGUGAUGUUCAAAGUGAGAAGGCUGUACAGCGUGUCUUUAGGGUUGGUGACUCAAGAGCUAAAUAGUAACCAAAAAGACCAUCAACACCAUCAUCACCACCACCACCACCACCACCAUCACCACCACCAGCAUCAAGACCACGGCAACAGAGAUAAUGUUGAAAGCGGCUCCGACAAAAGACUUCCUCCCGCACCGGUCGCCCCAGUGGCCCCGGUAAACCUCUACCGGGAGCCAUUGGUGCAGUUUAUCAAGGAAUUAAAGUCGACUAAUUGCACUUCAUCAUCAUCAAAAUCCUGUCCAAAGGAAGGAGGUCGGAUUCAGUCAGGAAUGGAAGGGAAGGGAAUUUUAAUUCGCGAUGUUGUUAUCGUCAGCAAAGAUGGCACCGGAAAUUUUACAACCAUAGGAGAGGCCAUCGCAGUUUCACCUAAUAAUACAAGGCGUGAAGAGGGGUAUUUUGUGAUAUAUGUCAAACAAGGAGUAUAUGAAGAGUAUAUUGACAUCAAAAGUAAUAAGAGGAAUAUAAUGUUGAUCGGAGAUGGUAUCAAUGCCACCAUCGUUACUGGAAACCGCAACGCCAAAAAUAAGCGCUUCACUACUUUCUACACUGCAACAUUUGCCGUUUCUGGUGAUCGAUUCAUCGCCAUAGACAUUACAUUCCGGAAUACGGCAGGUCCAACAAACGAUCAAGCUGUCGCGGUCCGAAACCAAGCUGACCUCUCAACGUUCUACCGGUGCAGUAUCGAGGGCUACCAAGAUACUCUCUACGCCCACUCUCGCCGGCAAUUCUACCGCGAAUGCGACAUCUACGGCACCGUCGAUUUCAUCUUCGGCGAUGCAGCCGCCGUCUUCCAGAACUGCAACAUUCUCGCCCGAAAACCAUUGUUCGGCCAAGCAGAUGUUAUCACCGCGCAGGGCCGGGAAGACCAUUAUCACGAUUCUGGCUACUCGAUCCACAAUUGCACCAUCACCGCAGCACCGGACCUCGCUGCUAGCCCGAACUACGCCCUGAGCUACCUCGGACGGCCGUGGAAGCCGUAUUCGAGGACGGUUUACAUGCAAUCUUAUAUCGGGGGACUUAUAGACCCAAGAGGAUGGUUGGAGAUGAACGGUGCAGAAGGAUUGGAUACUCUUUACUAUGGAGAGUAUGAGAAUUAUGGCCCUGGUGCUGAUACUAGUAGGAGAGUUCAGUGGCCUGGUUUUACUUCGUUGAGUGCUUCAGAUGCUUUGAAGUUCACUGUAGACAAUCUUACUACUGGAUCGUCUUGGUUGCCCGACACGGAUAUACCUUGUUCUGCAGGAUUAAUAUUGGAGUCUUAG
This is a messenger RNA of Morus notabilis, 1851 nucleotides long. Its product is annotated as probable pectinesterase/pectinesterase inhibitor 25. NCBI's taxonomy places the organism in Eukaryota, Viridiplantae, Streptophyta, Magnoliopsida, Rosales, Moraceae. Bases 1 to 1851 code for a protein of 616 amino acids. Gene Ontology annotation, biological process: cell wall modification. The record is from RefSeq and is a predicted model, not a curated record. The transcript is spliced from 3 exons. Gene Ontology annotation, molecular function: pectinesterase activity; pectinesterase inhibitor activity.